Messenger RNA from Vitis riparia (riverbank grape), 2157 nucleotides. Its product is annotated as SUPPRESSOR OF GAMMA RESPONSE 1. Gene Ontology annotation, biological process: regulation of DNA-templated transcription. Bases 530 to 1822 code for a protein of 430 amino acids. The transcript is spliced from 6 exons. Gene Ontology annotation, molecular function: DNA-binding transcription factor activity; transcription cis-regulatory region binding. Gene Ontology annotation, cellular component: nucleus. The record is from RefSeq and is a predicted model, not a curated record. Lineage: Eukaryota; Viridiplantae; Streptophyta; Magnoliopsida; Vitales; Vitaceae.
AAAGAAACUUCAUCAUGAAUUAUGGCACAAGAAUCACAGAGAUUUGAAUUUAUUUGAAACCCUAACUCAUUCUCACUUGGGUCGCCUCAAAAGAUCUUAAAAAAUGAAAAAAUAACUUCUUUUUUUAUCCCGAGUUUUCUGGAUGGGUGUUGUUACCCUAAAUCAACAGUUUUUGCAGUUUCUUCAUCCAAAACUGACCCAUUUUGUAAGACGUGUAAAGGAUCAAAGGCUUCGUGGGUGAUCGGCUUUCAUUUCAAAGUGACGUCUUUCUUAUUUUUUAGCCUAGGUUUUUUGAUGAAGUGAUGAUGGUAUUUUCGAAUACCCAUUUCGUCACAUUUCGCGGGGUUGAUAGCUGAUGUAAUGUAUAAUGGAAAUAGCAAGUGGGUCGGUCUAUGACUGAGAACUUACAUUUGAUUGUUUACGCCUUUGGUGCUAUCCGUCUCCGGUUUUUCCGGAGACAUUGUUUUUGCUCUUGAAUUUUUGAAGAUCAUGUGAAGGACUGACUUGCUUGGAAUUGAUAGAUGAGCUAAUGUCAUGGUUGGUUGACAGUAAUAGAUUUGCAACAAAAAUCAAGAAUGCAUCUGGCACUCGUGAGACUGAAAGAGUCAAAUGGAAAAGCAAUCCUAGUAGAGCUUGCCCGAAUUGCCAGCAUAUAAUUGACAAUAGUGAUGUUACUCAGGAGUGGCCAGGAUUACCUAGAGGUGUGAAAUUUGAUCCAUCUGAUCAGGAGAUCAUAUGGCAUUUACUUGCAAAAGUUGGAGUUGGGAAUUUGGAAGCACAUCCUUUUAUUGAUGAGUUCAUCCCAACUGUUGAGGAAGAUGAUGGAAUCUGUUAUACCCAUCCUCAGAAUCUACCAGGUGUAAAGCAAGAUGGAAGUGCAGCUCACUUUUUUCAUCAAGCAAUCAAGGCUUAUAAUACUGGAACUCGAAAGCGUCGAAAGAUACAUGGUGAUGUUUUCGGUGAUGUUCGUUGGCACAAAACCGGCAAGACCAAACCUGUGAUUUUGGAUGGGGUUCAGAGAGGGUGUAAGAAGAUUAUGGUUCUCUACGCAAGCAUAGUCAGGGGUGGGAAACCAGAGAAAACAAAUUGGGUUAUGCACCAGUAUCACCUGGGUACUGGAGAGGAUGAGAAAGAUGGGGAAUAUGUUAUUUCUAAAGUCUCUUAUCAGCAGCAACAAGUCAAGCAGAGUGACAAAAUUGAACAAGAUUUUCCUGAAAGCUCUGGUGCCUUAAUUGCAAAAGUAGAUCCAGUUACUCCCAAAUCUGCAACUCCUGAACACCCUCUUACUGAAAGAAGAAAUUCUGACUUUAACCCAGGACAAGAGUCUCCUAUUGCUUGCAUGGAUUCCUCAGUUCAGCAACCUGACAUGGGGCAUUUAGAAGGUGAGGUGCAAACUGAAUGUGAACAGAUUGAUUGCCAAAAUAUCCUAAAGGCAGAAAAUUGUGUUGAUGAAGUCUUAGAUCAUAAUGAUAAUCAUGGUGAGGAAGAAGCAAAAUGGUGGGACAAUGAGUCGCAGUUUCUGUUAGAUUCACAGCAACUUGUGGAAGGGUUGUCCAUCUGUGAUGAGUUUCUUCAGAGCCAGUCUCCCAAUAGGGAAGGACAUGAGAAUGGGAACGAUGGGCAUGUGACAAGCAAACCCCGUCUCUCUGAUUAUGCUAACUUAGGAGCAGAGGACUUAAAGAAGGAUCUGGAGGAUUGCCAAGAUCUGGUCCUUGAUCCGGCAAACAUAGAACUCGAUACACCUCCUGAUUUCCGGUUGAGCCAGCUUGAAUUUGGAUCUCAGGACAGCUUUAUUGCCUGGGGUGGUGAGCAAGGUGGUUGACAAAAUUUGGUUUGAGCGUUUUUCAAUCUCGGUUACAGAACAAGUGCUGAACUUUUUGUAUUUUGUCAAAACCUGGUGGCUUGCUAAGUUAUCCUUGGGUCUCCAAACAUGCAUUUCCAUAAUUACUGUUUAUAAAACCUAUGCUGUAACUGUAUCUUUGCUUUUGAGAAUAGCUCGAAUGUACGGUUUGUUUGCUCUUCCCGAACUUUGAGCAUAAAUCCAUCUGGUGGAUUUCAGAGACUUUUGUUUAAUUAAACAUGAAGUAUAUUGUAUAUGUUUUGAAACCCUUCUCUUGUUGAUUGCAUUCUAGAUAAUGAUAUCAGCCAAUUUUGUAA